Messenger RNA from Eupeodes corollae, 2180 nucleotides. It is a transcript of the gene Rlip, whose product is annotated as ralA-binding protein 1. Lineage: Eukaryota; Metazoa; Arthropoda; Insecta; Diptera; Syrphidae. Bases 72 to 2006 code for a protein of 644 amino acids. Gene Ontology annotation, biological process: small GTPase-mediated signal transduction. Gene Ontology annotation, molecular function: GTPase activator activity; small GTPase binding. The record is from RefSeq and is a predicted model, not a curated record. The transcript has 5 exons.
UCAGUUUGGACUAAACAUUUUAUAAAUUUGCAUGUUUUUUGUGAAAAAUUAACAAUAUUUUGGAAAAGGAAAUGGAAUUCGAUAGCCCAGAUGUUGAAAAAGAUUUUCCUGGACUCUAUGCUUCGGAAACAGGAGCUGGCAAAAAGAAAGAGGAAAGCGAUUUCAGCGAAGGAGACCAUGAUAAGUUAAGUAAAAAAGAUCUCCUAAUUGGGCGUCGAAAGGACAAAAAAGAUAAAAAAGAUCGCGGCUAUGCUGCUCUUGAGGGUGAGAGUUCCCCCGAGGACGACUUGGAUGCUAAGAGUCCAUCGAAAUCUUCAAAGAAAUCCAAGGCCUUUAAGUUUUCAUCUUCGAAGAGCAAAGAAAAACGCGAAAAAUCACGGGACAAAGAAAAGGUUGAAAAAGAUGUUAAAGACAAAGAUGAGAAAGAAAAGGAUAAAGACUCCAAGGAGCCCAAGGACAAAAAACGUGAUAAAGAUAAAAAGGAGAAAGACAAGAAAGAUAAAUCAAAAGAUAAGGAGAAGAAGGACAAAAAGUCCAAGGCCGCAGUGAGUGAAGAGGUCCUGGAGCUUGGCGAUGUUCAGCCAGUUUUUAGUGUAUCAGUUAGUUUGGCCACUGAACGAAGUCGAUGUCAUGAUGGAAUUGAUUUGCCCCUUGUGGUUCGAGAUUGCAUCGACUAUCUGCAAGAGCACGGUUUGCGAAGUGACCAAAUUUACAAAGUAGAACCGGUCAAAACGAGACUUCAACAUUUCAAACGACUCUACAAUAAUCGAGAAUCUCAAGGAACUGAUGAUAUGGAUGUUCCUACAGCAUGUGGAUUGUUGAAACUGUUUUUAAAGGAAUUGCCUGAACCCAUCUUGACUACAGACUUAAUAGCACGUUUCGAAGAAGUUUCCUCGCAUCCGCAAGUCACCCAGCAAGAGAAAGAACUCAAGACACUUUUGUAUCAGCUUCCUAAUUGCAAUAAGACUUUAUUGUCUUGGAUUCUCUUGCAUUUUGAUUCAGUUAUACAAAAUGAGAAACAAAACAAGAUGAAUGCGCAAAGUCUGGCCAUGCUGCUCAGUCCACCUUUGCAAAUGUCACAUCGUUUAUUGGUUACUUUGCUGUGUCAUUGCCCAAAUUUGUUUGCUGGAGUUGAACUAAAAAAAUAUAUCCCACCGAUUACAUCGACAAGUCCCAAACUACCAGAGACGCCAAAUGACAUUCAAGCUGAACUAUCUAAACAAGAGAGUCUUCUCGCACAAAUUCAUUCCGAAAUGAAUGCUGGGUUUGUCUCUAAGAAACGCGAAGAACAACUCUGGGAAGUACAACGUAUCAUCACACAACUCAAAAGGAAACUAAGAGUCUUUGAGAAACGUUUGGAAAAAAGCAUAGAAGAUCCAGCUGCGGAAAUAGCAGAAUCAUGCACUUCCACUAUUAUUCAAGCUCAUGCACAAAAUCGAGAGCAAAUUUCUUGUGCCGCCACCACAACCGCCGCAACUAAGGCAACUUCAGAUGACGAAUCAAUGAAAACAUUAACCAUUCCCUCAACAGAAUCCGGAACAAACACUGAUACAAAAAAUACUCCACAAGACACAACCGACUAUCCGUCUAUAAUUCCUGAAGAACAACCUCCCAUUAAAGAGAUCACUGCCGCCGACGAAGGCAUGUACCUUCACGAGAACGGCAUGCUUAUGCUACCCAAAACUCAUCCAGACUAUCACACCUUGAUACGUUUACAACUGGAAAAUCAAGAACUAAUGAAUUGGAAGAAUCAGUUGCAAGCAAGAAUCAGUGCUGAAAGGGCAGAAAUCUUACGCUUAAAGAAAUUCCUUGUCGUCUCGAAUACAGAUCAACCGAAAAAGUGCUGCGUGAAUGACGAAGUUGGUGACUAUGAUAAGAUAAUUGAAAAUUAUAUGAAAGAAAAUAAUUUGCUUGAACAAAAGAAGAAUAUUUUGGCAAAGCAGAUUUUUGAAGAAAACAAAGAAUUGAUUGCAUUGCAAGUGGAAUACGCAAUGCAGAAAUUUUAGUAUUAACAUGAAUGCAAACGAAUUUAUUUAUUAUUUUAAAUAUUACAUGAAUGCAUGUAUAUGGUUGAAAUGGAAUUAAAUUCCUAUAUUAAACUAUUUAUGAAAGCUUAUUGAAAUAACGUUACUUACCUUUACACAAAUUAAGUGUUAAAAUAAAAUUAAUUUAUAACUAAA